This is a messenger RNA of Peronospora matthiolae, 1110 nucleotides long. NCBI's taxonomy places the organism in Eukaryota, Oomycota, Peronosporomycetes, Peronosporales, Peronosporaceae. The record is from the annotation of a GenBank genome assembly.
AUGUCGUCCACCAGCAACGCCUCCAUUGACAAGUUCAACGGAGACAAUUACGCAACGUGGAGCCGGUACAUGCGCGGUGUGUUUUUGACGAAGUCCGUCUGGCACGUCGUCAACCGUGAAGUGACUCCGACUUUCACCGACCCGCGAGCGUCCGAUGACUACGUCAAGGCAAGCAACGUCGCGUUUGGUAUGAUGCUGCUGCACAUGAACGCGGACUACCAUCAUGUGCUGGACAACUGCGAGGAAGCCUGGGUUGCGUGGACAAGUCUGAAGACGCUGUACGGUGGGUCGCAGAAGGCAGGACGCAUCUACCUCAAGCGACAACUUUUCAGUAUCAAGAUGGCUGAAGGCGCGAACGUCAUGCAUCACUGCAACGAGGUCCUCAACAUCUCCGCCAAGCUUAGCGGCAUCGGUGCGAAGAUGGAAGACGAAGACGUUGCAAUUUGUCUGCUACUCAGUCUUCCGAAGAGCUACGAAAAUGUGGUGCUCAACAUGGAAAUGAGCAGCACCGAGCUUCGCACUCAAGAUGUGGUGAGAGUCCUGACGAAUGAGCAUGCCAAGCGUCAAGGAGAAAAAGGGACAACGACAGCGACUACGCUGAAGGCUGAAGAUGCAAUCAAGGCAUUCAGCACCGAGCGUGAGCCUUACCAAUGCACAUAUUGUGGCAAGGUGGGACACACGGUGGAUCGUUGCUGGACAAAGCAGAAGAACGAAGGUCGGGGAGCCCGACGCGGCGGCAAUGGUCGUGGACGCGGGGCUAACAAUGUCCAGUGGGGACAUCAUGAUGAAGGCAAUGGCUACGAUCGAGUGGCGUUUGCAGUCUCGUUCGAAUGUGGAGUUUCGACGAGCAAGGACGUGUCUGGAAUGUGGGCCGUCGACAGUGGUGCAACGCACCACAUUUGCCACGACAAGACCAAGUUCGCAAGUUUGGCAGAGCGCAAUGAGGGCGAAAUCUUGGUGGCUGAUGGCAACAAGGUGGCCAUCAAGGGUGUGGGAACUGUUGAAAAGACAGCGGCUGUGAAGAAGACACCUCGUCAAGCUGCGUCAAGUGCUAAAUCAAGUGGAAGACCAAGCUUCGCUAUACCGGUGGGUACCGGUAUGUACCAGUAA